Messenger RNA from Drosophila albomicans, 781 nucleotides. RefSeq lists its product as uncharacterized. Lineage: Eukaryota; Metazoa; Arthropoda; Insecta; Diptera; Drosophilidae. The record is from RefSeq and is a predicted model, not a curated record. The transcript is spliced from 4 exons. The coding region runs from base 49 to 768 and encodes 239 amino acids.
UUGUUUUAGUUUCAAGUUUGAGAUGAAAUUUAACGAGUUGUAGUUAUUAUGUUCAAAACGUGGAUUAAAAUUUGGCCUGAGAUCGAAAUUGAGACUGCGGAACAGCGUCGCAGAUUCGUCUAUCGUACCUUCAUCACAUUGGGCUGCUUUCUGCUGUUCGCCCUUGUACAAUGGGUGCCCAUCGUAUGCUUUCCAAAAAUCCUAGACGUGGUGCGACGACAUGAGUCGACCUUUGUCGUGACCUUUCUAAUGGCAAUGCUCUUUCUCGCGGUCUUCUUGCUGAGCGAUCAAAUACGCUACAUGCCGUGUGUGAGUUGGGUGCUUGUCAUUCUCGUUGUGGAGUGUGAGAUCGUGGCUCUGUCGCUGCUGGAAGUGGAGUCGAGUAUUAUGUAUCUAGUGAUUGGUUUACUGGUCGCCAUGAUUGUCAUGGUCUUUGCCAUUGUGUUGGCCCUGCUCAUGCCGCGUGACCUCACCAAGAGUAUGAAUUUCAUGUUCACCGUCUCCUUUUUCACCCUGCUGCUGAGCAUCUAUGUGGUCGUCUUCUUGGGCAUCCUGCGGCUGAGCUGGCCUUUCUUCGUUUACGCUGCAAUCAUCGUGCUGAUGCUGUUGCCCGUCGUUGUGUAUCACACACAGAGUAUUCUGGGCGUUGGCGGUCUGCGUACGAGCCUGAAGGAUGACAAGCUUGCCGCGCUGCUAUUGUUUACUGAUUUUCUGGCCUUGUUUAUGCUAACCUUCUACUGGCGUCCCACCCGUGGCGACAAACAAUAAAUGUCAUAUUUAG